AUGGGCCGAAAAGAAACAGUGACGGCACCGGCCGGAGUAGCGACUGCAGGAACAGAUGCAACAACACUAGCAGGAAGGGCGUCAAACGGAGCUGCAAGCAAAAGGGCAGCUGCUGAUGCGACACCAGGAAGGGAUGACGGCGCUGCUCAGGGGAUGCUGACGGAGCAGCUGAAGCAGCGGAAGAAGCCACGGCUGCAGCACCGGAAGGAGCAGCUUCAGCUGCAUUUGACACGAACUCGGCCAGAGCAGAAGCAGGAACAGUACCAGCAGAAGACAAAACUGCAGCAGCAUGGCCAGCCGGCGCAAAAACCGCAAUUGAACAGGCAGUUGAUGAAAAAGCAGGAGCAGCGGCAAAGCCGCCAUUACAAGCGCCAAGAGCUCCUAAUGGACGAAUGCGGGGAAGAUCGUUCUGUCACUGACGAUGACUUUUCUGCAGAGCGAGCGGAAAUUCCGGAAGUAGGAGCAGCAGCAGACCCUCCCGCGUCUGCUGCGUCGGACUCUGCAUUGACAGGAACAGCUACACUUGACGGCGCAGCGGAAGGCGAUAGAGCAGCAGCAAUCGAUGCAGCAGCUGCAGCGGAUCCAUAUCUGUUAGAGGACGCUGAUUAUCUUCGGAGGGAAACGCGAUGGUUGAAUCGUCAGCGCGUUUUGCUGCUAGGAAGCCGAGGGAUUUCAGCCCGGUCCCGGCACCUCAUCGAAGACUUCAAGAAGUUGCUUCCUCACCACAAGUCGGAGGCAAGCAUAGACCCUAAGAGAAGCUUUCCUCUAACCUUUGUAGCAUUUUCACUAGCUCGUAGUGUAGGUGAGGCAGGCACGAAACUUUUGUCUUUCCCGGGGACUGGAUGCCUCAGCAGGUGCAACAGUGUGGUAUAUCUAGAGCAGCGAAAGAAUGACGCACUGCUGCAUGUCGUCAAAGUGCCCCUUGGACCCACUUUCAUCGCGAGGCUGAUGAACGUGGAGACUCUUAACGAGGUGCGCUUGUCGGGCAACUGUUUGUUGCAUUCUCGACCGUUGCUGAUAUUUGGAGCGGAGUUUGACAAAGAGCCUCACUUUAGGGUCCUAAAGGAACUUUUUAUGCAGGUAUUCGGAACCCCAAGAAACCAUCCCAAGUCAAAGCCAUUCUUCGAUCAUGCCAUGUCUUUCUUUGUGACUGACAAUCGCAUUUGGUUCAGGCACUACCAAAUUGCACCUUUGGUGAUGGGAGAGGGCGGAGAUGCGAAUAAUCCCCACAGGCAAACUUUCAUCGAAAUCGGGCCCCGGUUUGUAUUGGACCCGGUAAAGAUUCUCGAAGGCAGUUUCUGCGGGAAGACGCUUUGGCGCAAUGGGGAGUUUGUCAGGACGAGAGACGUGAUUGCUGAGACCGCGGCGACUUCGGGAAGCUUUGGACUUCGCAAGGCGGCAGGGACAAAAGGAAAAGCGAAGGGUACAUCAGUUAACACGUAA
Eimeria mitis is the source of this 1443-nucleotide messenger RNA. RefSeq names its product ribosome biogenesis protein brix, putative. Lineage: Eukaryota; Apicomplexa; Conoidasida; Eucoccidiorida; Eimeriidae. The record is from RefSeq and is a predicted model, not a curated record. Gene Ontology annotation, biological process: ribosomal large subunit assembly; rRNA processing. Gene Ontology annotation, molecular function: rRNA binding. Gene Ontology annotation, cellular component: nucleolus.